This is a messenger RNA of Racocetra fulgida, 439 nucleotides long. The record is from the annotation of a GenBank genome assembly. Lineage: Eukaryota; Fungi; Glomeromycota; Glomeromycetes; Diversisporales; Gigasporaceae.
AUGCCACACUCUUACGGUAUCCGCGCUCGUACGCGGUACAUGUUCUCUCGUAAAUUUCGAGAACAUGGAUCUAUCAAACUUUCAACUUACCUCAAGACAUAUAAGGUCGGCGAUAUCGUUGAUAUAAAGGCCAACGGUGCCGUCCAAAAGGGUAUGCCCCACAAGUUCUAUCACGGGUAUGAAUUUUAUGAAUUCACCUUGAUCAACUUUAUUCUCAAGAUAUUGAUUAUAUUUUUACGAUUUAGUCGCACUGGUAUCAUUUAUAAUGUAACCAAAUCUGCUGUUGGUGUUAUCAUUAAUAAACGUGUUGGCAACCGUUACAUUGAAAAACGGAUUAACGUUCGCAUUGAGCAUAUCAAGCAUUCGAAAUGCAGGGAUGACUUUUUACGUCGGGUUAAAGAAAAUGCAAUCAAGAAAAAAGAGGCUAGGGCUAAAAAUG